GUUGCUUAUACAUGUGAUCGAUGAUGCAGGUCCUACACAGAUUUGUGGAGAGGAGCCCAAAAGCAAGCCUGCCUGUAUGUCGAUUUCUCUGACGAUACUGUUUGGGAUUUUGUCACCACGGAUACAGUUGUCAGCUGGCUAACUGAUGCAUCUUUACUCUUUGUGGGUGUCGCAAAGGCGCAGGUCGCAUAACUGUGAUGUCACAAAGACAGUUCUUUACUGCUGGUUUUUGUCUUAGAUGACUAUUUGUAUUUUGUAAUUUCUUGUUUAAGUUUGAAUUGCUAAAUGUUUUUUUUAAAUAUAUGUGUAUUCUACCGAUAAAGCAUCUUACUUUCUCAAAUGUCCAAGUGACUAACAGAUUAGAUGGUGCCUGCCUGGCAAGACAUGGACCGGGCAAGUUCUGACCUCCUCUCAGUGUGAGGACGCAUAGAAUGGAGUGUUCCAACUUUGCAGUGACUGUGGAGUGCCAGAUCUCCUCUCCCACCUGCAGCUAUAUGAUGGAGGAACUUUUAGGGGCCGGGUCAUUUGGCGAAGUGGUCCAGUGUAGGAAGUUGUCAUCGGGCGAGACUGUGGCUUUGAAGGUGAUCAAGGACAGUAGCAAGAUGGAGGAUGCCAAGGAUGAGGAGCGCGUUCUGAUUGAGCUGAAAGAACACGGCUCGGACCGGUUCAAUAUUGUCUGCUGGAACGAUUCCUUCACCUUCCAGGGGCAGUUUUGCCUGGAGUUUGAGAAGCUCGACAUGAGUCUACAUCAGCUGCUCGAGUGGCGCCUCCCUCUGUCACUGAUGGAGAUCCGGCCUGUUCUGCAGCAGCUGACAACCGCACUGCAGUUCCUGAAGAGUGUAGGGAUCGUGCAUUGUGAUCUGAAGCCAGACAACAUCAUGGUGGUGGACCACCUGCAACUGCCGCUGAAGGUGAAAGUUAUCGACUUUGGCUUGGCACUGCAUGCCUCGGAGCUGUCACGGGGAAUGACCGUGCAGAGCAUGUGGUACCGGUGCCCCGAAGUGCUGCUGGGACACGAGUGUACGGAGGCUAUCGAUGUGUGGUCUUUGGGCUGUGUUGCCGUUGAGCUUCUGCUGGGUCGAGCUCUGUUUGAUGGCUCUGAUGAGUACGGCAUGCUGUCACAGAUCAGCACCACACUUGGAAAGCUGCCAGCCAGCCUCCUCGACGCCGGCAUAUUCACUUCGUGCUUCUUCCGCAAGAAAGCCAAGAAGUGGAGGUUGAAGAACAGAGCCGAAAUGGUCACAACGUACGAUGGAACUCAACCUUUAAACAAGCUGUCAGAUCUGCUGGAGGUUCAUUUUGUGCGACCCAUCAACUGCAGUGAUGAGGACUGGCAUGCUAUGCAGUGUGACCUGGAGAGCUUUGUGAACGCAGUUGCUACAAUGCUCCACAUGGACCCGAGUAAAAGGUCGAGGCCGUGCCAAAUUCUGGAGCACCCAUUUGUUACCAUGAGCCACUUAGAUGGCAAAUUUCCAAACAGUGCUUACGUCAAACUCUGGCGCGACUGCAUGGAGGUGGGUCGAACGUGUCAGAACAAGGAAACCUCCGCGAGGCCCAUUUGGAGCACGUCAAGCUUCACAUGUGGCGAUCAUGCGAUUGGGCCCAGGAUGUUGGACCAGUCGGUCAUCACAUUCAGCAGCGCCAAUUCCUUGCCUCAAAGUAACAACAGAGUGAGGAAAAGGAAACGUGAGGAGGAUGAUGAUGAAAUCGUCUGCUGUGCUUCAGCUGCAAGUAAAAGAAGCAACAGAGAUGCAGAAGUCAUCUACAUGUCUUCAAUUGACAGCUCCAGGAAGGGCGGCGGUGAAAUGAAACACCAGGCACACAAACGACUCCUCCACUUGGAAUGUGGCGAUGCCACAAUCCAAUGGAAGACGAACAAAGCAGCGACAGUGGCACACGAUGCAAAAGAACCCGAGGGGCAGAUCUGUGAACUGUAGCUCAAAUUUUUUUAAUCAUGAUAUUGUAUUUAUGUAAUCUCCCCGCCCCCCGUCAAGUUUGCUGUGAGGUUCAGCCACCACUAUUGUACUUACAAUGGUUAAAUGCAUUUUCUCUAACUCUUGACCUCAUUCGGGUUGUCUGUUUCAAAUGUUUGUGAAAAAUUCUGUAAAAUUUGCGGUUCGAUUAAGGUUCAUGUUUAAUAGUUUGUUUAUUUUUAUCUGGUCAGUUCUACAGUGUUCAUUUGAUCUUGUACAGGAAUUUCAAAUGUUUCUAUUUUUGUAUAGAGCUACAAUUCUGACUUGUUUGGAACUCUGGAAAAAGUAUAGCUGCUAAAAUAGAGUAACCAGUGUAUUUUUAAAUAAAGCUUUUGAAGAAGGCA
This is a messenger RNA of Hippocampus zosterae (dwarf seahorse), 2317 nucleotides long. RefSeq names its product homeodomain-interacting protein kinase 2-like. Gene Ontology annotation, cellular component: nucleus; cytoplasm; PML body. NCBI's taxonomy places the organism in Eukaryota, Metazoa, Chordata, Actinopteri, Syngnathiformes, Syngnathidae. The record is from RefSeq and is a predicted model, not a curated record. Bases 432 to 1937 code for a protein of 501 amino acids. The transcript has 11 exons. Gene Ontology annotation, biological process: positive regulation of transcription by RNA polymerase II; smoothened signaling pathway; intrinsic apoptotic signaling pathway in response to DNA damage by p53 class mediator. Gene Ontology annotation, molecular function: protein tyrosine kinase activity; SMAD binding; protein serine/threonine kinase activity.